UCAACAGAAUCGUCUGGUAUCAUCACCGUCAUCAAAUACCCUCUCUCAAGAAAAAGAAAAAGAAAAGCAAAUAACCGACCUUGACCCCACACGCGCCGUAACAUCUUCACCAAGUACCCGCGUUGGUCGCGUCUCUGCCUCCUCCUUCGCCUUUCCUAACCCUUUCAAUUCCAAUUUGUGCAGUUUUUUUUAUUAUUUUCAAUCUUAAUCUCUUUCACCGGCCUUGUCGGUUUGACGGUGCUGGAUGGAGUAAUGCGCGGUUCGAGGAAGAGAAACCGGCAGCGUAAUUGAGGAAGAAGAUCCUUUGUGUAAUUGAAGAGGAAGAAAAUUAGGUUUUUAUAUAGAGAUAUGAUUGUGAAGGUUGUGACUGAAAUUGGGAUUGAGAUUGGUGACUUUCAUUGCAAGAUUGGGAGGUUGUAGUUUUUUGUGUUUUGUUUGAAUUCGGAAAUGUCUGAAUUGGUGGCUCGUACCGGUCGCCAUCAGCAGCGCUACAAAGACGGUUGUCGCCUCGUCGCUGGGUGUAUUCCUUUCAAGUAUAGAAGUUCAGAUGAUAAUGAUGAUGGCACGUCGGAGAAGGUUGUAGAGGUACUAAUGAUCAACUCCGCGAGUCGACCUGGUCUUCUCUUUCCAAAGGGUGGGUGGGAAAAUGAUGAAACUGUUGAGGAGGCAGCGCUGCGUGAAGCUGUAGAAGAAGCUGGGGUCAGAGGUGAUCUGAUGCAUUUCCUGGGGCAUUACUUGUUUAAGAGCAAAACUCUUCAGGAUGAGUUUAGUCCAGAAGGUUUGUGUAAAGCAGCCAUGUUUGCUUUGCUUGUGAAAGAGGAGCUUGAUUCUUGGCCCGAACAGAGCACUCGGCAGAGAACUUGGCUGACGAUUCCUGAAGCUUUAGAGUGCUGCCGUUAUCAAUGGAUGCGAGAGGCCCUUGAGGAAGGCUUCUUGAAGUGGCAUGCAGAGCAAAUGGUAAACCCCUCAAAGGACCAGAACCAUAUAAAUUCCUCUUGAUUCAUUGCAAAAGCAGCAAGAAUAUUUCAUGGAUAGUUGCAAGGUGCCAGUCUGAAGCUGAUUUUGGCACCUUAGGUUUUAUUCUUCUCUCUUUCCAGGGUUAGGCAUAGGCGGCACAUGGACAUGAAUCAUGAUGAAGGUUUGUGCCCAUUUUGGUGUUUACCUUCUUUUUUCUUUUGCAAAUUUUAUUUUCUGGUUGUUAAUUUCAUCUUUCAUUUCUCAUGUUACUGCAUAAAAUUGGUCAAGUUGACUGGGAAAAGGAAAAGAAAAUAUCAGUUUAGAGCAAUUUUGUCUCUGUUUCUUUUAAGGCUUAGCUUUAAUUCUUUGCCAAUAAAGUUUUAUGGGAGAUCUUGUACUCUUCUAGUGUGUUUCUUGCCUUCUUGGGGUUUUAGAGUUUAAUCAAUUUGCAAAUGAUUUACAGUUUUCAAAUGCUUAAUUGACGCCUUCUGGC
This is a messenger RNA of Tripterygium wilfordii, 1450 nucleotides long. RefSeq names its product nudix hydrolase 16, mitochondrial-like. The record is from RefSeq and is a predicted model, not a curated record. The coding region runs from base 448 to 999 and encodes 183 amino acids. Gene Ontology annotation, cellular component: nucleus; cytoplasm. NCBI's taxonomy places the organism in Eukaryota, Viridiplantae, Streptophyta, Magnoliopsida, Celastrales, Celastraceae. The transcript has 4 exons. Gene Ontology annotation, molecular function: pyrophosphatase activity.